AGCAGUUGUAGUUUCAGCACUUCCGCUCACUCUGUGUGAAAUACACGAUCUUUGACACCCGCCCUCCUCGCGCUCGUUUUUAAAACGUCACAGCAGACCGGAUGUUGUUGUUAACGUGUUCACGAGCUCGCUGUUUUUUUAUUUUUAAUGUUUUUAUACGAUGCCGAACAAACUCAAACUGAAGAAGAAGAAGUGUGAAGAUGCUUCGUGUCUGAUCGGAGAUCAGCCGAGAAACACCGAGCUCAGCCCGGAGCUCGUCCCCGCUGCAGGUUUCUCUGACACUAAAGACGUUAAACUUGCUCCGGUUUUCUUACGUGCAGCUCAGCACGGUGAGAGGAAGCUGCGGAGACCGGUGCUCCGUCCGCAGCAGCAGCCGGCAGAGAGGUGCGGAGGACGGUCACCAGCCUCAGCUCUGCACGGCUGCCUGGAAGAAAUCCAGACCACAUCCAACCCCGAGUUUCCUGUCCGAGCUGUGCUCAACACUCUGCAGGAGAAAGCCAGUCUGCAGGAGGGUCCAUCCUCAGCAGAAAACUCCCUGAAUCGAAGCUCCCACCUCCAGAAGGAGAAGAGGAAGCGGGGAAAUGAAAGCUCUGAGACGGUCUCCAAACGUCCGAGGUCUGAGGGAGCUGUCGGUACGGGUCAGUGUCACAUAUCAACCCAGGCUGUGGAGGAAAGUAUCGACCUGACGGCUGAGAGACGCAACAAACUGAGUCGCACUCGCAGACUGAGGCAGCAAAGUGAGAGUGAGAAGCUGAAAACUUCAGGUUCUCUCCAAAGAGAUUCAAGUUUGGAGGAUGUUCUCUGGACGGACAAAUACAGCCCUCAACAUUCAAGUGAAGUCGUCGGGAACUCGGCCUCUGUGAACAAACUGCAGAGUUGGUUGAAGAAAUGGAAAGACAGAGCUGACAGUGAUGAUCAAAGACAAAUGGAGGAAAGGAAACAGGAGGAAAACAGCAGCGACUCAUGGGACUGUGGAGACUUCCAGGGUGAGGCUGGGCCACAGGACGACAGAGAGGAGCCGCUGUGCAACACCGUGCUGCUCACGGGACCUCCAGGUGUGGGCAAGACCGCCGCGGUGUACGCCUGCUCGCAGGAGCUCGGCUUCAAGGUGUUCGAGGUGAACUGCUCGUCACUGCGGUGCGGCCGUCAUGUUCUGUCCCAGCUGAAGGAGGCGACCCAGUCCCACCUAGUGGAGAUGCCGGGCAGAGACCCGCUGAGACCAGCCUACUUCAACAACUACAACGUGAAAAGCUCGGCCGCUAAAUCUGAGACUUUACCUGGACAAACUGUCACCGCCACCUCAAAGAAGAGAGCGGCACAGAACUUUGGACGCCCCGGUCGCAAAGGAAAAGCUCGUCCAGCCACAGUCACUUUGGCCAACUACUUUAAGACCAAGGCCAAAGCGGAUCAGUUCCACUUCGGUGCCCCGUCGCCAUCUGAAAAACCAGACGGCAAGACAUGGAGCAGGACGCCGCAGAGCAAAAAGACAGCCACAUCACUCAUUCUGUUUGAAGAGGUUGAUGUCAUCUUUGAUGAGGACGUUGGUUUCCUCGCAGCCAUCAAGACUUUCAUGACAACCACCAAAAGGCCGGUCGUCCUGACCACCAAUGAUCCAUCGUUCAGAGAGAGAUUCAGCUGCAGCCUGGAGGAAAUUAUCUUCAAACCUCCGUCAGCUGUGGAUGUCUGCACCUACCUGCAGCUGGUGGCUUUGGCUGAGAAUGUGCGACUGGAGCUGGAUGACGUCCGCGGCCUCCUCAGGCUGUCCGGAGGUGACGUCAGACGCUGUCUGCUGCAGCUGCAGCUCUGGGUGCAUAGCGGUGGAGGACAGAACUCGAGUGUUACCGACACAGGAGAGCGUGCAGACCUCCAGCUUCCAGGCUGCACUGCCUGCAUGCUCGGCCUCCACUCUGCGACCCAAGACCAGCUGAAGAAGCUACUGAAGUGUCAGUUCUGGUCUGAAACGGACACGAUCGACCUCCUGAGGCUGCUGGUUGAGAGCUGGAGACGAGGCGUGCCUCUUCUGUACUCCAACCUGGAGCUCCUUCUACCCAUCGGGGCCAAGGGCACUUCAGUCCACCACCUGGACAAGGGGACUUGUUCUGGGCUACAGAGUGAGCCAAGUCCAAAGGUGUCAGUCGACGACAGUAAACCUGUUAGGAAAGUCUCCAGGCUCAGCAGGAGGAGACAUAUCACAACGUUUGACACCUCGACCUCAAGCUCGAGAGACAAGACUGAACGAAACGCAGCCAAAGUGUCAUCCGACUGUUUGGACGCCUUGACCGACUCAUGUCGUACCUCGAUGCCACGAUGCCGCCUGCAGAGCCGCUUGUUUCAGGCUCGUGCAGACCUGAGGCGUUCGCUUGGACAGGAGCGGAGAUAAAGGACGGCUUGUUGGAUGAGAUGAGUGAGGAGGAGGAGAAGGGCGGCAGCCAGGACAGGCUGCUGGAUAUUCAGGCUGCUGUUGAGGGUUUGGGGUGUCACAGGUGCCUGUGGCGAGUAUCCGAAGCGUGGACUGACGCCCAGAAAUACAGACAGGACCUGGGAGAUGCAAGGUGGGGGAGGCUGGUGGAGAGACUGACGUCACCUGCGUCUUCCAAAACACAGAGCCUCAGCUUUAGCCUCCAACCUCUGUGUGCACCAAGUCUCCGUCAUGUCUGUGCCCUCCAGCCUGUCCCAAAGGAGGUUCGAGCUGAGCAGGUCGGUGCUCAGCAGUGAUUCCUUCAGCCUGCUGGGGAACAGACGAGCCGUCGCUGUCGACUACAUGCCGGUCCUCCGUUAUGUCUGUCGCUCCCAGAGACAGCGACGACAGAAAGAGGAGCCGGCGAGGAGUCUGAACUACCUCAGCAGCUUCUCAAAGUCGACACUGAGACUUCUGGCAGAAGAUUUCUCAUAGAGUAAAAGAUGGUAGAACCUCCACCCUCACUACGUCACUGUACUGCGCUCAGUGUUUACUUGGCUGGUCGGUCGGUCCACAAAAACUUUGCAACGCUUUGGCGGCCACCCUAAAAGACUGAAAUUCUGUGUGUGUGUGUGUGU
This is a messenger RNA of Larimichthys crocea (large yellow croaker), 3036 nucleotides long. RefSeq names its product ATPase family AAA domain containing 5b (gene atad5b). Bases 161 to 2380 code for a protein of 739 amino acids. NCBI's taxonomy places the organism in Eukaryota, Metazoa, Chordata, Actinopteri, Sciaenidae. Gene Ontology annotation, molecular function: DNA binding; ATP binding; DNA clamp unloader activity. The transcript is spliced from 14 exons. The record is from RefSeq and is a predicted model, not a curated record. Gene Ontology annotation, cellular component: nucleus.